This is a messenger RNA of Uloborus diversus, 613 nucleotides long. It is a transcript of the gene RpS16, whose product is annotated as 40S ribosomal protein S16. The record is from RefSeq and is a predicted model, not a curated record. Gene Ontology annotation, molecular function: RNA binding; structural constituent of ribosome. Gene Ontology annotation, biological process: maturation of SSU-rRNA from tricistronic rRNA transcript (SSU-rRNA, 5.8S rRNA, LSU-rRNA); translation. The transcript is spliced from 5 exons. NCBI's taxonomy places the organism in Eukaryota, Metazoa, Arthropoda, Arachnida, Araneae, Uloboridae. Bases 128 to 574 code for a protein of 148 amino acids. Gene Ontology annotation, cellular component: cytosolic small ribosomal subunit; ribosome.
UUUUCUCCGCUUAUUUCCACGCCGCUGUCUUCGAUGGAAAUGUGAAUUUGUGAGUGUACUAUAUUGUAGGAAUAAUAUCAUCUGACCAAAUUUGCACAGAAAUAUAAUUUAAAAAUUAUUAAGAAAAAUGGAGGGAGCACAAAAAGAAACAGUUAAUUCUGUACAAGUGUUCGGCAGAAAAAAAACUGCCACUGCUGUUGCAUAUUGUAAGCGAGGAAAUGGUUUGAUGAAAGUAAACGGCCGACCUCUAGAUCUUUUGGAACCUCAAGUACUAAAAUAUAAGCUUUUGGAACCAAUUCUCCUGCUCGGAAAGGAAAAGUUUGCCGGAGUCGACAUCAGAGUUCGAGUAAAAGGAGGCGGUCAUGUAGCACAGAUCUAUGCUAUCAGACAAGCUAUUUCGAAAGCUCUUGUGGCUUAUUACCAGAAAUAUGUUGAUGAAGCUUCCAAGAAAGAAAUCAAAGACAUUUUGAUCCAGUAUGAUAGGUCGCUGUUAGUUGCUGAUCCCAGACGGUGUGAACCCAAAAAGUUCGGUGGUCCAGGUGCUCGUGCGCGCUACCAGAAAUCUUAUCGAUAAAUUGUAUAAUAUUCAAAAUAAAAACUUGAUUACCUUGUU